This is a messenger RNA of Echinococcus granulosus, 1020 nucleotides long. Its product is annotated as Autophagy-related protein. The transcript is spliced from 4 exons. Gene Ontology annotation, molecular function: Atg8-family ligase activity. Gene Ontology annotation, biological process: nucleophagy; autophagy of mitochondrion; autophagosome assembly. Gene Ontology annotation, cellular component: cytoplasmic ubiquitin ligase complex; cytosol. The coding region runs from base 1 to 1020 and encodes 339 amino acids. Lineage: Eukaryota; Metazoa; Platyhelminthes; Cestoda; Cyclophyllidea; Taeniidae. The record is from RefSeq and is a predicted model, not a curated record.
AUGGAUGCUCUUCGUCAAACCAUCAGUCGAACGGCUCUUGGCCUAGCUGAAUAUAUAACACCAGUUCUGAAAGAAUCGAAAUUCCGGGAAACUGGCGUUAUCACUCCUGCUGAGUUCGUAGCUGCCGGGGAUUUUUUAGUCCAUCAUUGCCCAACAUGGCAAUGGUCCGGAGGCGAGCCUAGCAAGGCUCGAUCCUACCUACCUUCAGAAAAGCAGUUUCUCUUUACCAAAGGAGUCCCGUGUUACAAGAGAGCUAAUCAGCUGUUUAACAUAAGAGAGGACUCUGAUCAAAUUGUGGAAGAGCAUGAUGUUGAGGGUGGCUGGGUUGAGACAUGCUUUUUUGGCAAUUCAGAAAAAGCUGAUUCAGCCGAAGUUGAUAGUGAACCGGGAGCUUGCGGUGAUGUUUCCGUCGCAAAGGCAACGGAAUGCACCGAGAAAAUUAACGAUGAUGGGGAGGAUGAAGAAGAGGCGGAGGACUUGGAUGCAUAUAUUCAAAGUGGGAUGCUUGACGAGACUGAUCCUCAAGCCAUUUCUGAGAGAAUUUGUCAGCCUUCGAAAUCUUCUGGUGCUAAAGAUGACGCCUUUGUGGGGAAUGGAGUACUUCAAACGCGUACAUAUGAUCUCUAUAUCACCUACGAUAAAUACUACCAGACUGCCCGCUUUUGGCUUUGUGGAUACGAUGAGCAUCACAACCCAUUGUCGGAGGCGCAAAUGUAUGAAGACUUCAGUCAAGAUCAUGCGAAAAAGACUAUUACAACAGAGUCACACCCACACCUUUCCGGAGCUCCAAUGCCUUCUAUCCAUCCCUGUCGUCAGGCGGAGGUGAUGAAAAAGCUGAUGGAGAUGAUUGAAUCCUCCGCCUCCAACCCUUCUGUUACUGCCUCCAUCCCCACUGGAGGUGCAGAAACGUCGGGACGUCAGUUGGGAGUGCACCAGUACCUAGUUGUCUUCCUUAAGUUCGUUCAAACUGUCAUCCCCACCAUUGAGUACGACUUUACCCGCAACUUCAAGAUCUCCUGA